Messenger RNA from Glossina fuscipes, 9467 nucleotides. It is a transcript of the gene G9a, whose product is annotated as serine-rich adhesin for platelets. Gene Ontology annotation, cellular component: nucleus. NCBI's taxonomy places the organism in Eukaryota, Metazoa, Arthropoda, Insecta, Diptera, Glossinidae. The transcript is spliced from 11 exons. The record is from RefSeq and is a predicted model, not a curated record. Gene Ontology annotation, molecular function: zinc ion binding; p53 binding; histone methyltransferase activity. The coding region runs from base 488 to 6058 and encodes 1856 amino acids.
AUGUUAUCGAAUAUAUGACGAGAAUAGAAAAAAUGCAGAAUAAAUAAAAAAAAUAUUUUUAAAUCAUCUUUAAAAAGAUGUUAAAGUGUUAAGAGAAUAAGAAAAAGGUGCCUAAAAUUCAAGAGCGUGAGAGAGAAAGAGAGAUAAAAAGAUUUGAUAUGAAGCAGAAAAAAGAUUAGAGGAUAUGGUGUUAAUUAAUAAAGAGUUAUAAAUAAUUAAGGAAAAAAUUUAAUUAGAUCUAAAAAGUAGUGUAACUAAAAAAAAGUGGAAAUGAUUUAUUAGUAAAAAGAUGCAAGCAUGAAUUCGUGCGAUAACUAAGCAGUUUUUUUUUUUUUUUAAACAAAAAGACCACAGUGACGUCAAAUUCUCACAAGAUAUAUUCUUCUGAAUUAUCUUAAGUCAAGUAAAAAAAAAAAGAAACAAAUUAAUUAGUGAACAAGAAUUGUGAAAUAGCUUGCAGAGUAUUGUAACUUACAGAGCAGUAGCCAUGACAGAUUGCUUGGAAACGCUGCUUAGCAGCAUGUCCAAUACCUUCAAUAGCGAAUGUACCACGAAUGCAGAGGUCGACCUCACCGAUGAUAAGACUGUUAAGUGGCGUAACUUGUCCAAGAAUCAAUUUGCCAGCAAAGAUAAAGACAAGAAGAUAAUGAAAGUCAAAGACAAUGAUAAUACUAUCUCAAGCUCCAAUAAUUCUAUUAACGGCGCAUUGCCUAAUAAUAGUAGAGUAGAAAUAAAAGCUUUAUCGGUCGAAAACAGAACAAAAGAUAUAAAGGAAGAAGAGCACUUAAUUAAAAAUGAUGAAAGUAAUGACAAGAAAGAAGACGAGGAGCAGUUGCAAAAAGAUGAAGAUAAAUUAAACGCUAACGUUGAAAAAACUUUUAAGGAACUAUUAGAAGAUCACGAGCCAGAGAAAUCAAUCGAGAAUGUUGAUAACGAAAACGUGGAUCAAAGUUCUAACGCAGAAAAAACAGCAGUUUCAAAGGAAAUAUUAAAUAUCGCGUCAACAGCAAUUAUUACAAACGUUAACAAUUUAAAUCAAGGCCAACAACAAUUAGCAAAAUGCACUACGCAAACAACAACAACUACUAUCACUACCACCUCCCCUAUAAAAUCAUCUGCUUGCGUUCCCUCUACGACGUCUUCUACUUACGCCCCUGCUAACGAUAAAUCUGAAAAAUUCAUAUUAAAUAUAUUAGAAAAUUUGUCCGAUAACAAUUUUACACAAGAAGAAACGAAUGCAACAACAACAACAAUAAUAACAACAACAACAACGAUGACAACAGCAACAACAAAAACCACAGCAAUUAAUAAUACCACCACUACCACCACUACAUUAACAUCAUCGUUAUUGCCAUCGACAUCACCAUCCUGCUCGUUUACUACACAUAAUGAAUACACGACUGAUGUAAAUACUACAAGUACUGUUAGCGCUUGUUCUUCUUCCUCCACAUCGUCAUUGGCACUCACAACCAAAACACUUGUUGUUGUUGCUACAACUAUUACGACCCCUACUACCACUGCUGCUGCUAUUAGCACUACUACCAAUACUGCUGAUAACGCUCAAACAUGCGAGAAUAUAAAUCCAGUUAAUUCCCAAACAAGCGAACAAUGUAACACAUGUACCACUGUUGCUUGUCUUCUUGAUGAUGCUGUCGGUAAAUUUUCAGAAAAUACGUCGAAGCAUUUAGCCGUUGAUGAUGUCGCCGCUGCCGACAGUAAUGCUCCAACAACUCUUAAGACUAAAGAUGGUAGUGAAGAUAAUCCCGUUAAAUCAGAACCUGUCGUCGAUAAUAUUACUGAUGAAAAAAUUAAUAAAAGUUCCUCCCGUUCCGCAAGCCUCAGUCCUCAACGUCGCUUACGUGGCUCUUGCAGAUCUGUUGACUUUAAUAUUGAUGAGGAAGAGCAUGUGCAAAAAUCCCAUGAUGAAGUUUCCAAUGAAGUAGAGGAAAACGUUGAAAAGCCUGUUGUAGUUAAUAAUGUAGCAACUAUUACACUUGUAACACCUAUUCGACGUGGGCGUGGUAGAGCGAGAAAAGUCGAUACUAAUGAAGGGCAGGAAAGUCAACCGAAAGAGCUAACAGCGAAUGAAAUUUCACCCAGUAAUGAACGCAAAGUCGGUGGCCGUAAGCGUAAACAAAACGAUGAAGACAAUGAUCAGUUGGGCCACAUUAUGAAAUAUGAAGAAGAAGAUGGCAAAUGUAUGAGACGUAGUGUGCGAUUAGGUAAUCGUUUGGAUGGUUUUAAAAUUUUGGAGGAAGAGCAAAAAGUAGAAUCAGUUGAUACUUUGAAAGCUGUAGAAAGUUCGCAGAGUGACUUAAAGUCUUUGCGCUUUGCCAUCGACGAAAAAGUUCCCCCGCGAAAACGUGGCCGCAAAGCUAAAGUACAAAUAGAAGCAGAAAAACUUUUACAACGGCAAAUUUCCAAUAACAAUAACAACAACAAUAAUACUGAACAAGUAUCACCUCAUGGACACAAUAUUAUGUCUAAUAAACGUGGUGGCACCACUCUUCCAGUCACCGACACCGUGGUACCGAAACGUUCUCAAAGGCGCAUAAAACCUACCACAAAAAUUUUGGAGAACGAUGAACUACGUUACGAAUUUGAAACUAAAAAUAUUGAACGCAUUACAGCUCAAGUUUGGGAAAAUAGUGAGCUGAACGAAACCACACCUACACAUCAGAUAAGUGGUGCUGGCAACAAUAGUGCCAGUCUGGACAAGUAUACGAAUUCUUCGAAACAGAGAAGCGAAAAGUCUGACGGAAGCAAUGACAGCCAUCCAUCGGGAACGAACGCCAUAAAAAAGAAGCUAUUCGCUAAAACUAAAAGAGAUUUGGAAAAUUCUGGGGCGGCCUUAGACGCGGCACAAAAUUCACGUAAACUCUGUCCCGAUAUAGACAAGUUUUUGCAUGAAAUUAAAACAGCGAAAUUAAAUUUGAAUCGGUCGCCGGAAGAUCGCAAAUUAAGCAAAAAGCAGCAACGUAAAUUGGCGAAACAAAAAGAGAAACAUUUAGAGAAGCUGGGUUUGCGUCGUAAUGGCAGCGAUGAUGGCACCGAUUUGGAUAGUCUCAGUGACAGUGAGGAGUUUGUACCCACCACUCGAGUACAAGUGCCUAAACCUAGUGUUACUCUCCGUAUAAGAACUGGCAAGGAAGCAACGCCUCAACCUCAGUUAAUUAAUAAUACAAAAUCGACAAACAGUGUCACCAUGACUGCAACAUCCAUUGCCACUUCCACAACAACCACAACAACAACAACUUUGAGUACAACGGCUCGUCGGACUCAGAGACAAAAGUUGGCAGAAAAAUCUGUAGGAAUUAAUUGUCAACAACCAAAAACGCUUAACAAUGCUUUGGAAUCCACAGGAAAUGUUGCAAUUAAUUCAAGUUCCGCCACCGUUCCUGGUGCUUCUAACAAACCUGCUCGUAGCUUGAUUUGUUUAUGCCAAAAAUCCUCUAAUUAUUAUACACGCAAUACUCCGGAGACGCAGUAUUGUUGUGCAAUUGAUAAUAUCGAUGAACAGAAGGUGGGAUGUUGUAAUCAAUUGAACGGUGAAAUUCUGCAAUUAUUUCGUCCUAGUCAACGGGUGGGCUAUUUAGUAUUAUGCGAUGAUCAUAAGAAACGAUUGCAGUCUCAUAAUUCCUGUGCUGGUUGCGGUAUAUUCUGCACACAGGGCAAAUUUACUCUCUGCAAACAUCGUCAUUUCUUUCAUCCUGAAUGUGCCCAAAAAUUUAUUAUUAAUAGUAAGUACGAUCCACAGCAGCCCGCAGGUCAUAAAGCUAGUCCAACAUUAGUCCUUAAGUGUCCACACUGUGGUGUGGACACGCCGGAGCGUACGUCGAUGGUAACAAUGAAAUGCCAAACAUUGCCAGUGUUUUCAACAACGCAAAGAUCCACGUCCUUGCAAAUGGCCGGAAUUCAUAACAGCAACGGAAUACAGGCAGCAAGUUUGACUAUGAAAGCAACAACAGCCACCUUAAAUACUAACGUUAACAGCACUAACGGAUGUAUAGAUAAUCAGAGCGGUCAAACAAAACUAAGAACAACAACAGCAGUCACAUCUCUAUUGCCGCCUCCACUACCACGGCCUAUGAUGAUCAACUAUGAGCAACUGAUACCGGAGUCGGUAAUGAAUGUGGCGGUAAGGCGUCAAAGUACCGCGUCUAUGUCACGUAAUAAAAAUGCAGUUGAAUUUACUACCCGUGAUAUGUAUUACGCUAUAGAAAACGAUGACCUGGAGAGGGUAGCAGAGAUACUGGCUUCAAAUUAUGAUGUGGCAACGCCUAUGCGGGAAUUUUUCAAUGGCACUUGCUUGCAUUUGGUGGCACAUUUCGGCACUUUGCAAAUGGCUUAUUUGUUGCUAUGUAAGGCGGCCAACCCGGAUGUUAUCAAUGUAUUGGAUCGUGAAUUGCGUACAGCGGUUAUGUGUGCCGUUAAAGAAGAGAAAUGCGAUUUAGUAAAUUUGUUCGCUCAAAGUAGAGCUGAUUUGGCGGUAAAGGGUCCUGAUGGUCGCACCGUUUUGCAUAUAGCUGCUCAGACUGGAAAUCUAGAAAUUACCCAGUUAUUAGUAUUUAGUUAUAAGGCUUCGAAGAAUAUUUCAAAUUUUUUAAGCUUUAUUAAUGCUCAAGAUGAUGGAGGGUGGACUGCUAUGGUCUGGGCCGCCGAAUUGGGUCAUACUGGCAUAGUAAGCCUUCUCUUGCAGCAGGGUGCUGAUCCUAACAUAUGCGACAAUGAUAACAAUACUGUACUGCAUUGGGCUGCCUUACAUAACAAUGAUUUGGAUACCAUUACAAUAUUACUGCAGGCCGGUAUUAAUUGUAACAUACAAAAUAUUGAAGGAGAAACACCAUUGCAUAUUGCUUGCCACCAUUCGAGUACCCGCUUGUGUAUAGCUUUAAUAGCUAACGGUGCGGACUUGCUACUGAGAAAUCGUUCGGAUGAAUUGCCUUAUGAUUGUAUACCAAAUGAAGAUUCGGAGUGCGCCCGUACUGUGGGUUUUAAUAUGCAAAUGCGCGCUUUUCAUCCCCGAGAUUUUCAGCGUACUCGCAUUGUUUGCGGAGAUAUAAGUAAUGGACGUGAAUUAAGACCUAUACAGGCGUUACGGAAUGAUAUUAAUUUUGAGGGUAGUGAAGGUGUCUCAGCUGACGAAUCGGACCAGAUUAUGUGGCCCGAUUUUCGUUACAUUACGGAUACUAUAAUACUCCAGAAUUCAGUGCAAAUCGAUAAACGCGUAUCGCAAAUGCGCAUUUGUACAUGCAUGGAUGGCUGUUCUACUGAUCAGUGUCAGUGUACGGGAGCAUCGGUACAAUGUUGGUACACAGCCGAGGGCCGUUUGUGUUCAGAUUUUAAUUAUGACGAUCCAGCCCUUAUAUUCGAAUGUAAUGACGUAUGUGGCUGCAAUAAGCUGUCUUGUAAAAAUCGCGUGGUUCAGAAUGGUGUACGCAUACCACUUCAAGUUAUCGAAUGCGAGGAUUCGUUUAAAGGCUGGGGUGUACGCUCUUUAAUACCAGUACCUAAAGGCAGCUUUGUAGCUGGAUAUGUUGGCGAAAUUUUAACGGAUCUCGAGGCUGACCGUCGAAUGGACGACAGUUAUUUUUUUGAUUUGGGUCAUAACCAUUGUAUUGACGCAAAUUAUUAUGGAAAUGUUAGUCGUUUUUUUAAUCAUUCCUGUGAACCGAACAUAAUUCCGGUUAGAGUGUUUUACGAGCACCAAGACUACCGUUUUCCAAAAAUAGCCUUCUUUACCUGUCGAGAAAUAGAGGCAGGCGAAGAAAUUUGUUUUGAUUAUGGCGAUAAAUUUUGGUUGGUAAAAAAUCGCUAUUUUUCUUGUAAAUGUUUAACCCCAUCUUGCCGUUAUUCCCACAAACCUCUGGAAAACGGUGAACUCGCUACCGAUUCAGUUACCACGAGUAACGUAGGUAAUAUAAACGAUGUUACUACAAAUAAUUCAGCAAUCCCAGCUGUAGUUGUUAAUCCUCCUCUGGUUAACAGCGCAGCGACUACUGUUACUAUGACUACGAGCACCCCUGUUAUUCAUUUAGUUGACCAAACACAACCUUAGCUAUAGGAUUUAAGCAAUUUUACUUAUAUUAUAAUUUUAGAUCAAUAAUUUAAGAGUUCAUUUUAAAACCAGAGCAAAAGGUAUUCGGGUUUGAUCGAAUAUUUUUCUGGUCACCACCUGCAUUGUAAGAAACAAAAGAAAAAAAAAAAGAAAGAAAGAACGAAUUCCACCAGAUUAAUGCAUGUAUUAAUAUAAACAUUCACAUAAUGUAUGAAGCUUGCGUUUUGUGAAAAGAUUCGCAUAUUUUUAUACCUGGGCAAAAUUAGCUAUCGGCGAUUUUGCGUUCUCAAUCGUACGUUGUAAACUAAUUUUGACUAGAGUUGGAAAGUUUUGGUUUUGUAUCUUUCAUUUACCAAAGACCUAUCCGUAAAUGUGUUCUACGUAUAUUCGAUGGAAAGUUUUUCACGGUGUUUGCCCAUAGUUCAACAUAUCGUGCCAACUUAAUUAAGAUGGCCGAGGACAGAUUGCUCAUCAAUAUAGUUGACUCGAAUACAUACGUUGACGAAAAUGUAUAUAUUUUCCAAACUUAAGGAAACAGACUUGAUGUAAGAUGAACUUCCGGUGGUGGGUAUAAAUUGCUUAAAAUACAUCCACAGAGCUUUGUAUUCUAUGCAGCUUUUUCAUAUUUCAUAAGUUUUGUUGUUUCGUUGAUUAAAAAGAAAAUACUAAGUUAAACAAAUUAUGAAAUGCUAAAAAGCCAAAUACAAACAUUUUUAUAAGAAAGAAAAAAUCAUUAAAUUUUGAAAGCAAACGUCACGUGUGUAGCUAAAUAGGCAUCACUUGACAAUGUUUAAUCGCAUGUAAUGAAGGCGUGUUUUAAAUAGAAUUAUAAAUGUAAAAGAAAAAAAAAAAAAUGCUAAAAUGGAAAAGAACCGGUUGGUCGGAUAUUAUGUAGAUGAUUAACUGUGUGCCAGAUCAAUUAGGUUUUUUCUAUCAAAACUGUAUAUUUUAGUGAAAGGAGAACCGAAUAACCGGGUUUCAAAUCUUGCGUAGAUUAUUGUUAUUAUUAUUAUUAUUAUUAUUUUUUUUUUUUUAAUUUGAAAAUAGUUAAUAAAAACAAAAUAAAAAAGAUUAUUACACGAAUGUCAGACUGAUAAAAAAAACCGCGCAAAUUUUAUUAACUGGUUAACUGUUCCUUUGUUAUUUCCCUAAACACGCGUAAAGUAUAGGGGAAAAUGGUUCUUUUCUCGUAUUAUCACUAAAAAAAUUCAUUAAUUACUGGGUAGUGGUAGUAGAAGACAAUUGGCAUCAUUUCAUAAUUCAUAAAGCCGGUUACUAUUCGUGGGACUUGCUCGUUUGCUAAAACAUACAACAUAUAAUAAAUUUAGUCAACCAGUUUUCUUUAUGCCGGUUUUUUAAGCCCAGAAAGUUUUGGACGCUCAUUGUACGCCAUCCCACUAAAUUAUCAUUUCUUUCAUUUAUUUAUGCGCCAAUAAAAACUAUUCCUUCAUUUCUUUUCAUUCUUAUUAUUCUCGAAAAGCAUAUCUCAAAUUAUUUAAGAGUACCUGAACUUUAAUAUUCGUAAAGCUUUACAUAAGAAACAAAAAAAAAAAAAAAAGAAAAAAGAAAACAAACUUAAUGAUAUUUCAGAGUACUUACGGCAUAUUGUUCAGAUUAAUAAUAAUUAGUUCGGACAAUCUACUUUUGUAAAUAUUAAAAAUUGAGAAAAACAAAAAAAGGCAUGCGGUAAUACGAGUUUGCACACAUGUGCUUCUCAUAGAAUCGAUGUUACUUUAUAUAAUCUCUUCUAAGUUCUCUUGAAAAUAAAACAAAUGCAACUUGAAAAUAUAUAUACCGAUCAAAUUUUGAGAAAGAAGAUCGAUUUUAUAAGAAAUAAUCAAUCGAAUGCCUAUGUUUAAUAUUAAUGUUCGUUAAUCUAACCAUCCGAGUUCGAAGAUGUGGCAUGAUUCGUGAACUUAAAAAAAGAACCAAAUAUAUGAUUAUUAAUAACUUAUACCAUAUAGCAGUGAAACAAUUCCGUAUAAAUGUUUAUUGAAUCCAUUUAAAAGUUUUAUGGGAAAAUAUAAUAUAUAGGCCCAUGUGAAGUGUCUGGAACCAUAACAAAAAACUUAGUGGUUCUUAUAUAGCUCCUUUAGCUGCAUGCUAAUAAUGCGUUUUUCGCAUUACGAUUCACUUUACUUUCGUGCUUGCAUAAUACUACAAUUAACAUGUUACCUACCGUGUGCAUAUGCUUGUGUAUUUUGUUAAACUUCACGAAACUCCCGCGCGCCCACGUUUGUGGUUUUCGUUGAAUGUGAAUUAAUGCCCGUAUGCAUGCAUUCACUUGUCUCGACAACCGUUAAUUUUCAUUUCCUCGCAAAUAAAUAAGGUAUACACUCGCUUUCAAAGCUUGCCGUUAGAUGAGGGAAUGAUUGCAUUGAGCGGUCAACCAAACUUCUGAGUAUAUAAUCCCAUAAGACUAUUUAGAUAUGAAAUUUUAAAUAGAAAGGUAUCUGAGUCUAAGACGGGUUAUAUCUGUAACUUCGACUUGUAUAUAAUAAACGGCAGAAGAAAAUAUAUAUAUACAGAGUGAAAAUUAGAAUCUACGGUACCGUCAGGAUAAACAGUGGACUGUCUGUCAUAUUAAAACUAAUAUAGCUGAGUGUAAGUGAAUAAAUUGCCGGAAAUAACAAGUACUGCUGGGAAUUUGGCGGCAGUCCAAUAAAAUUAGGAAAAUCAUGAUGGAUUUAGGCGCAGAUACGAUGCGUUUGAUACUAAACGAUUAUUGCUGCAUACAACAGCAGGUCUGACAUACAUAUACACACACACGAACACAUAGUAAAUAAAAUAGAUUUAAUAAAUAUUUAUGUCACACUUGAGGUUGCUAACUGUUAUAGAUGGUAAGUUAUCAAUAACACAAUAUGUUUGAAAAUAUCACCUUUUUUCGUUUCACUUUCGCUGGCUCCGAUGUCCAACGUUGAACUUUGGACUGCAUACGUCGCCAAGUAUGUCUUUGUAACUUUUAACUGUAGAUGAAUACUUGUUUAAAACAUCUUAAAAUCGCAUUAAACGCAUUAAAGAUCUAUAUCAAGUUCAGGGCCUCUAAUUUAAUGCGAACAGUAUAAUAAAAUAAUAUUGUAAAGCAAAUACCUUCACAUAAUUCGGAAGUAACUUAAGCAAACAAAAGUUGUUUUUGUUUAAAGAAAAAAAUGGAAAAAUAAAGAAAUACCGGUAACUCUUUUAGAAGAGAUCAUCCGGUUAAUUGUAAAAAACAAUCUGGUUAUUCGGUUUUUAAAUAUUUAAGACAAUUAUUGGUAUUUUAUAAAAGAAAAACAAAAUUCAUAUUAAUUUAACAGAUAUAAAUUCAAGUAUCCCGUUAUUAGAAUAACCCAAUAAUUUAAUCAUGUAAACUUGAAAAAUCUAUUGAUUGAAAAUUCACAAUUUUCGGCGUCGAUUUUUAUAUACAUUU